CCCUAAAAAUAACAAAAGAAGCGAUACUUUUUGGAUGGUCUAUAAAGAACCAAAAUAUAUAGUAUCAACGCGAUAAGUUGAAGGAAGUUUCAAGUUUACUUCUUUGCAAAACUAGUUUCUAUUUCUGCUCAUUUUCCCCUUCUUCAAAAAGUAGUUUUCGCUUACAUUCUUUCUCCCCCAGUCAAUGGCCAAUGAGUUGCUAGUGAUAUUCCUUGUCGUUUCAUAUUUGUUUGUCUCAGGAAUAACCUCGAGAAACUUUACCAUAGAGAACAAAUGCGAUUACACUGUCUGGCCAGCAGCCUCAAAUGGUCCUGGGGGCAUUUCCCUCUCCACCACCGGCUUCAUGCUGAGGAAAGGAGAGGCGCGUGUUAUCAACGCGCCGUUCUCGUGGACAGGUCGUUUCUGGGGUAGGACAUUCUGCUCCACCAACUCAACUGGAAGUUUCUCCUGCGCCACCGGAGACUGUGGUACUGGAAAAGUUGACUGCGGCGGAGCCGGCGUAUCUCUUCUUCCGGCAACUUUAGCCGAGUUUGCCCUCGACAUUAGCGGUAAAGACUACUACGACGUAUCAGUCGUCGACGGUUACAACCUUCCCAUCCUAGUUGUCCCACAGGGCGAUAAGACGUGCAGCAGCACCGGGUGCGUUGUCGAUAUGAACGUGACGUGUCCAUUCGAGCUGAGGGUGACAGCUAACACCAGCAUGAUCGCAUGCAUGAACGCCUGUCAGAAGCUGAAGUUGCCGGAGUAUUGCUGUACUGGUAAUUAUUCUACACCGGACAAGUGCAAACCGUCACUGUAUUCUCAGAACUUCAAGAGUGUGUGCCCACGCGCCUAUAGCUACACGUACGAUGAUGCUAGCAGCACCUUCACAUGCGCAAGCAAUAAAUCUAACUAUGCCAUCACCUUUUGCCCGUCGACUAUUCUCAACACAACCAAAAACAACAGUACUUCAGUGGCUGAUUCUCCAUUUCCUGCUCAAACAAAUGAUGGAGGUCUUGAACCUCCCACAAGACCUCCCACAGGAUCUCAACCCACUAAUAAAGCUACUACCGAACAAAAAAAAAAAAUAUCAUGGAAGUUAAAACUCAUCAUGGGAGUUUCAGCAACUUUAGUUGUGAUGAUCAUUAUUAUGGUGGGAAUAAUACUGAGGGCAAGGAAUGCAAGAAAAAAUGAUGGGAAUGAAGAAAACGUUGAAGCAAUUGUAAUGUUGAAACGAUAUAGUUAUGCAAGAGUCAAGAAGAUGACAAACUCAUUUGUGCAUGUUCUCGGGCAAGGAGGCUUUGGUACUGUAUAUAAAGGGAAGUUACCGGAUGGAAACCAAGAUGUUGCAGUGAAGGUUUUAAAAGAGUCAAAGGGGAAUGGACAUGAGUUCAUCAAUGAAGUAGCUAGCAUGAGUAGAACAUCCCAUGUUAAUAUCGUUUCUUUGCUUGGUUUCUGUUAUGAAGGAGACAAGAGAGCUAUAAUCUAUGAGUUCAUGCCCAAUGGAUCCCUGGACAAGUUUAUCUCAGAGAAUAUGUCAGCAAAGAGGGAUUGGGAGAAGCUAUAUGAUAUUGCUUUAGGUGUCUCUCGCGGCCUAGAGUAUCUGCACAACCGUUGUGUGUCAAGGAUUGUACAUUUCGACAUAAAGCCGCAAAACAUACUCAUGGACAAAGAUCUUUGUCCUAAGAUUUCUGAUUUUGGUCUUGCUAAGCUCUGUAAAAAUAAGGAGAGCAUCAUAUCCAUGCUAGACACAAGAGGAACGGCAGGAUACAUUGCUCCUGAAGUGUUUUCUAAGAAUUUUGGAGGAGUUUCAUAUAAGUCAGAUGUGUACAGUUAUGGGAUGGUGGUUCUUGAGAUGAUUGGAGCAAGGAAUAUAGACAAGGUUGAAAAUUCUGGAUCCAACAAUAGUUCAAUGUACUUUCCAGAUUGGAUCUAUAAGGAUUUUGAGAGUGGAGAAAUCAUGAGGAUCUUCGGAGAUCAGAUAACAAUAGAAGAAGAGAAAAUUGCAAAGAAAAUGGUAUUGGUUGGUCUAUGGUGUAUUCAGACAAUUCCAUCUCAUCGUCCAACAAUGAUCAAAGUCACUGAAAUGUUAGAGGGGAGUAUAGAAGCUCUCCAAGUUCCACCUAAACCUCUCUUGUGUUUACCUGCAAGUGUUCCAGAAACUGUUGAAGAUAGUAAUGAGACUUCAUGCUCCUCUAACCCAAAUCAGUUUUGUAAUCUUUCAGCUUAUGAAGAUACUUUACAAUUUUCCAACAAAGAGUUUCAAAAACCUAAUAAAGGAAGUCAAAGUACUUCAAAGUCUUCAUCAACUAAAGUCAGCAAAGAGACUUGAUCGCUUACAUAAAACUUGUCAUUAUCUUGAGGUAUUCUUGUCGGUUGAUUAUAUAUAGUUCAUAUGUGAUUGUAUUGAUUAUAUGCUUACUAGAACAGGAAUAGCGCAAUGCACGGUUAUUUUUCAUUUUUAAUGAUAAACUAAGUUAAGAUCGCUCAAUG
Brassica oleracea var. oleracea is the source of this 2472-nucleotide messenger RNA. Its product is annotated as glycerophosphodiester phosphodiesterase protein kinase domain-containing GDPDL2-like. The coding region runs from base 185 to 2311 and encodes 708 amino acids. The record is from RefSeq and is a predicted model, not a curated record. Lineage: Eukaryota; Viridiplantae; Streptophyta; Magnoliopsida; Brassicales; Brassicaceae. Gene Ontology annotation, biological process: protein phosphorylation. Gene Ontology annotation, molecular function: protein kinase activity; ATP binding. The transcript has 5 exons.